CGUGACUGCCGUGAUUCUUGUCCAAAUCGAAAAAGAAAACCUCUCUUCAUCUCUUCAUCUCUAUCUCUAGAUAUAUCAUCUUUUCAUCUUUCCAUCUCUCUUCAUUUCUGGCUCUCCAUCUUCAUCUCUUUUACAUCACCAUAGGCCUCCACAAUUUCAGUCUUGGCAUCCCACUCUACCCUGUCGCCCGAUGGGGCUCCCACGGGCUCCCACGGUCUCCCACGGGCUUUUCCUCAGCCCUCGCUUGCCCUCUUCUCCGAGUUCAGUCAGCCCCAUGUUCCACACAAACCCCGAGCCAUGCUAUGAAAGUCCAUCUUUAAACUUCCAAGAUCUCUCGUUGGUCACAUGGUCAACUUGUUUCAUCAAGCGCAAUAUCAGAGGUGUCGUUUCUUGUCCAAACUUCCUUCUUCGACCGACUAAUCAUUUGCCGGUUGAUACAUACGUCCUUGGGUGCAGCUUGCAUCUGCCUCCCUCCAGCCUCGCAUCGACAUCCAUCACGGCCUCGCCCACCCAUCCUAAAACCUUAGUCAGCACCGACCAACCACCACCCAGAUCACACAUCGCUUUGGCCCCGCGUUUUGCCUGGCCUGGUCUUGGUUUUUCGGUCGACGUUAAACAAGAGCCACUAUCUUGACAUCCACGCUUUCCAUCUACCACCGACAGGCAUGCAUCCAGCCCACUAUGGAUGAAUUCCAUGACCUGGUCAGAAGUCAGGCACUUCUCUCCUCUGCUUGCGCUCCUCCCCCUUCCACCGAUCCUUCCAACCCUUCCUCCAACCCCGACAAAAAGUACCGUUGCUCAACCUGUGGCCAAAGUUUUUCCCGUGCCGAACAUCUCAAGCGCCAUCAAACCCGACAUACCGGCGCGAAGCCCUUUUCCUGUAUCUUUUGUGAUCGUGACUUCUCUCGAAAGGACCGAUUACAAACUCACUACAAUCAUUGCCAGCGCCGCGGUGAUCGACCGCUUCCAAAUUCGAUUCCCAAGGGUCGAAAACCCCAUGCAUGCGUCACUUGCAUUUCGUCUAAAAUCCGUUGCGAUGGCAAAAACCCAUGCGCACCAUGUCAAAAGAAAAAUCUGCAAUGCGUUCAAAAGUCAUCUCAACCCCGGUCUCCAAGCCACGACAGCAUGGAACUUGUCGACGAUCGCGUUUCUAUCAAGGCCCUUCUCAACGGGGGCGUCGACACCUUUACUGAAACCUUCAAUCUCCCUCCAAGCGACGAUCGAGUGAGGAGCCUGGAGCACCACCAUCGCAAAGCAAACGAGCAAAAUGAGUCUGCCGUCAAUUCUCCUCCAAACGAAAGUCCCGAUUUCAUCGACUAUGCUAGCAUGUUUGAAUCCCCCUUGGGAGCCGACAGCCAGUACCUUGACUUUUGGACCGGCCCCUUUGGGCUAAACCAUUCUCCGUCCUUCAACUCCAACGACCUUUCAGCCGACUUGUUCUCUCAAGCCCUCCCAUCAGACCUCAAAGUUGACAGUGUGGCGCGAGGCCCCGACUUGCACCAGGCCGAUCAGGUCCAGUACGUGGCGGCCCUCCAUCUUGCCAUGUACAACAAGCUCUGGAGCCUGGCUCUCGAGGCUCAAACCCGACACCAACUCACCAAUUACCUUAACUUUCUCCUCACUACCGAACGGAUUACCCGCUUCAUCUCCAUGUACUUUCGUAACUGGCACCUCAACUGUCCCAUGAUCCACCGACUCACCUUCGACCCGGCGGAGGUCCCUCUUAAUCUCCUUCUCUCCGUCACCUUCGUCGGUGCCCUCUAUUCCAAGGUCCCGGCCGAGCGACUGGCCGCCCAGAAACUCGUCGACGUCGCUGAACUCGUUGUCUUUGACUCGGAGAUUUUUUCCCUCGACAUCGAGGCAAGCCAAGUCAUCGAGACUGGCACGGUGCCCGCGGUCGAACGGGGAGAGCAUGAUUGGAAUCUAUUUCGAGAGCUGCAAGGUGGCUUCUUGAUGGUCAUUGCUCAGUACUGGGGAGGUGCUCGGAUUGCAAAGAGUCGCGCGAUCCAGUCGAGAUUCAGUGACGUGGUAAAGGUCUUGCGAAAAAUGCGAUUACCCCAAUCUCGACAUCACCCGAGCGACCGCAUUUCCGAGGUUGGUUGGUUGCAGAAAGAAUCCCGCAUCAGAACCAUGGCAGCGAUUGCGCUUCUCGAUUGCGCCAUGCGCAUCUACUCAAAUCAUCCUUGUCGUAUGAUGGUGGCUGAGCUGGAAUGCGACCUGCCUUGCAAGGAAACCACCUUCAAUUCCGAACACCCUUUUAUGGAAGAUGAUAACAUCUUUGCUCCACGGCUCACCAUCUCACGAGCCUUUUCAUCUCUCUUCCAGCCUCGCGUCAAACGGCGCACAUCCUCGGUCGCCAUUCCCAAGGAGGAAACCAGUCCGACUGAUGAUUUCAUCAAUCUCGGCGAGGCUACUGAGUUUACUCGAUUCGACUUGUUCAUCACCAUCCAUUUCUUGUACACGUAUAUCGUCUCAUACGUCAUGACUUUGUCUUAUAGCCUUCCUGUUGCAUCACUGAAAUCGACCUCGGGACAGACCAGCAGCGGCAAGCUCCGCAGAGGUGCCCUGACCGAGGAAAUUCGAGAAGCCUUGGGCCAGUGGAAAUUGCUUUGGGACCAAGCUUGUGUCCAGGCAGCUGAUCAGCCCCAAAGGCUGGCUGGCAUGUUCCGAAAUGCCUUUUAUUUCUGGCUGGUGGCCAAAUCGAUCAUCAACAAGGAAGAGAGCAUCCAUGUCAUUACCACCAUGGAGGUCAACUGCGAGGAUGCCUUGACAAAGCUGAAGGUUUUGUUUCAAAACGACAAUGACUAAGCUGGAGCCACAUCGACGAGGAAUAUAUAUUCGCACCACCUACAAACACUCGAAUACUCGCGUCGACCGAUGAUGUGCCGAAAUGGUCCCGGUGUGCGUUGGAAGAUAUUGCACCAAGCUUCCAUGUUCUUGCAAUAUCCCCCAAGAUAUUGUCCCCUUCUGUCAGCUGACAAUACUGGAACAUUUACAAGGCUAGAGCUUGGAAAGAUGUACGGAGUAAUGGAAAUGGUGCACCGUGAUCGAAUGAACUACUCCACCACCGCACGGUCCUGUAUUUGCUUGCCGAAGUGGCUGUUGCGUAACCAGCAUGAAGCAUUAUUGGAGCCUACUUACUUAGAAAGUUCAUGGCUCGAUGCAGCAGGCUGACAUGGCAGCGCUCAACGCUUGGAGAUAACGGCACUUGUUAGAGUGUAAUCUCCAGGCCGAUUAGAUAUAAGUAAGAUUUAAGCCCCGGGCCUAUGAUGGCAACC
Molecule: messenger RNA, 3278 nt
Organism: Exophiala mesophila
Lineage: Eukaryota; Fungi; Ascomycota; Eurotiomycetes; Chaetothyriales; Herpotrichiellaceae
Exons: 9
Coding region: 682-2808 (708 amino acids)
Biological process (GO): regulation of transcription by RNA polymerase II; DNA-templated transcription
Cellular component (GO): chromatin
Molecular function (GO): RNA polymerase II cis-regulatory region sequence-specific DNA binding; DNA-binding transcription factor activity, RNA polymerase II-specific; zinc ion binding
Source: RefSeq, a predicted model, not a curated record